ACUUAUCUUUUUCCCAUAGCAGUUCCAUUUCCGUCUAUGAAUUCCAAAACAUUGCAGAGCUUGACAGAUGCAAAUGCAUCAUUAAAAGUCAUGGCAAGUCCCCAGAAAAUGCAACAAUAUAUGGACCGACACAGAAUCGGUCCACUCUUUGAGAACCUAAUGAACAAAGUACUCCAUGAUCAGCCUGACGAUCCCCUCAUAUACUUGAUCAAGGCUUUGCAUAAAAAGGCCGGAUUGGAGAUGCCAAGAGAAUUGAGGCCUUCUGGAGUCAGAAGAGGCUCUCCAGAAAGGAUGGUAAGAAGUAAAAGUCCUGAGAUGAGCAAAAAACCAUCACAGACAUGGGGAUCUUCUACCAUGGAUGUGGAACGAUCCUAUGACAAGCCUUGGCUUUCAAGCAGCAAGAAAGUGAAAGCAAAAUCGGAAGAUUUUUCUGCCUCAAAACAAGGUAGGAAGCAACCCAAGCAGCCAUGGAACGUGGACACAAAGGUCGGAAAGACCAGCUUUGAUGAUUUAUUCGAUGAGCAUCCAGAGGAGACAAAAGUUGUUACCAAGAAAAAGGAAGGAACGACAGAUGCCAGACAGACCUGGGGAUCCAUGGGGCUAGGGGAAGAUGGAGAGGUGUUCACUAGUGGUGCAUACAGAGGCCCCAGGACUCACCUGUCCGAUGACGAUCCUCUAGCCGGGGAGCUGAUGAACAGCAAGACUGACGACACUGAGGAAACAGAGGACACAAAUGUUGUCAGUUCUGGUCAUGUGAGAGGCAGGAGAGUGGAUGCCAAGAAACACAGGAAAGAGUUGGAGAAACUGAUCAAAGCGUCGGACCAGAAGUCCGGGGAUUCUGGGUACGACGACGGACUAGAGGAAGAGGACGAUGCUAUAGAGCUGCUGGAGGAUGCAAAUGAUCUGUUAAAUGAAGGUGUGACCAAAGUUCCCAAGUCUGGAUACAAACUCAGCAGACUUCUACAGCAAAGACAAGAGGACGCAAAUAUCAAACUUAAUAUCAAUCUUUAUGCAGGUGCAGAGCCGGCAGAGAGUUACGUAGGAGAUGUUAACUACAAAUCCUCAAAGGUAGACGAUCUGUUUGAAUCAGACGAGGAAAGACCUGCAACUGGUAUGUCUGGGUUCCGAUCGUCCCCUGGGGACAGCGAUGAAGAAUUUGAAAGUGUGUCACAAGUCACAGGGCCGAGAAGACCAGUGUGGAAUGUUGGGGAAGAUUCUGAUGGUGAUAUUUUCUAUCCUCGAAACUCUAAAACAUCACCAGACCUCCCUUUAUCCAGGAAAAGUGUCUCAAUAUCCGAAAGAAGAAACUUGAACCAAACUGCCCCAGAGAGAUUUGAACCCUCCCCUCUUCAGUCCUUGGACAGUGUUCAUGGUAGAGGUGUACCGAGCAAAACGUGGAACCCGACCGCCCAAAGCAUGCAGUCUGUGGAGUCAGUACGGUCUACCAGUGGAGGGUGGCAAAUUCCACGCUACGACUCAGAAACAGAAUUCUCAGAAUUUGGAGAUCAAUCUGCCAGGAAUCGUCCACCAAGAGCAUACUAGAGGAGAAAGGGACUCAUUUUAUACAGAGUUUUAUACAUGAAGAUCUAGUUUAUAGAUAGACUAUUUAUCAUCUCAUCUCCCUCGUUGUCUGUGAUCUUUUAUUUGCAAAACAUAUACUUGUACAUGAAUAUUUUUAUGUUUUUUUUUUUUUUUAGAAAAAAAAAACUUUUUAUAUUAAUAAAUUAGAUUAUGCAUUAUGA
Magallana angulata is the source of this 1742-nucleotide messenger RNA. RefSeq lists its product as uncharacterized. The record is from RefSeq and is a predicted model, not a curated record. The transcript is spliced from 17 exons. The coding region runs from base 37 to 1542 and encodes 501 amino acids. NCBI's taxonomy places the organism in Eukaryota, Metazoa, Mollusca, Bivalvia, Ostreida, Ostreidae.